AUGGGAAACAUAAUAACUCUGCAAGUUGGACAGUGCGGGAACCAAAUAGGAAGCGAGUUUUGGGAGAAAGUGUGCAAAGAGCACGGGCUAUCCAACAGUGGAGAAGUGCUGCAGCAGAGGUCUAACGACAGAAAAGAUGCCUUUUUCUACGAAUCGUACGAUGGAAGAUACUUCCCCCGGGGCAUUCUCAUUGAUUUGGAGCCCAGAGUGAUUUCAUCCGUCACAAACGAAAAACCGCACCUAUUCAGCCCUGAAAACGUCUGGGUGGGGGCUGAAAGCAGAGGAGCUGGAAACGUGUGGUCGAGCGGAUACCAGCAGGGAAAAGAAAACAGAGAGUCUCUUCUGGAAAUAAUCCAAAAAGAGUCUGAAAGCAGCGACUUCCUAGACGGGUUUAUGCUAUUCCAUUCAGUGGGAGGCGGAACAGGGUCUGGACUGGGGUCUUAUCUUUUGGAAGAAAUUCGAGACUGCAUGCCCAAAACCUCAAUUUUCACUGUUUCCAUUUUCCCAAAUAAUACAGAGGUUAGUGAGUCUGUUGUGCAGCCGUACAACACAGUUCUCACACUGCACAGGCUGAUGCAGCAGACAGACGGAGUAAUCGCAAUGGACAAUGGCUCUCUUACGUCAGUUGUAGGGGAUGCCUUGAAGCUGUCGUCUCCGAAUUUGGCAUACACGAACAAACUGGCAUCAUCAGUGGCAGCAGCAUCAACAGCCACCUUGAGAUUCCCAGGGAGCAGAUUUAGCGACGUUUCUACGCUUUUGUCGAUGGCCUCUCCGAUAAAGGGAUGCCACUUUUUGGUUCCUUCGUACUCACCGUUUAUUGACCCUGGAACAAAUACGAUACGCAAAACAACGUGCUUAGAUGUGCAAAGACGGCUCAUUCUUCCAAAGUCAAGGUUAGUUAACUUUGAAGAGAGCGAGACCAAUAGGGUGCUGUCUGCUGUUAAUAUCAUGAUGGGCGUAGAUGCGGGGGAGAUUGAGAAAAGCAUGCAGCGGCUCAGACAAAGAGAAGUUGUUAAGUUCGCGCCCUGGGCACCUGCCAACAUUCAGAUGGCCAUUUCAAAAUCACCGUGCAGCAGCAUUUCAGGUUUGCUUCUUUCAAACACAACGGGAUUUGGGAGAACUCUGCAAAAAAUAACCACACAGUACGAUAUUUUAAAGAAGAGAAAUGCAUUUUUGGACAUGUACAAAAGAGAAGGGGACGAGUACAUUGAGGAGUUUGAGCCUGCGCGGGAGUCUGUCCAGUGGAUUAUGGACGAGUACCGAAAAGCAGAGCUAUCAAACUAUCCAGAAGUGUGCAAUAUGCAGGCAGAGCGCCAGAACCCGCAAGAGCUGCUGCAGUGA
Nematocida minor is the source of this 1341-nucleotide messenger RNA. RefSeq names its product tubulin gamma. Gene Ontology annotation, cellular component: microtubule; gamma-tubulin complex; nucleus. The transcript has a single exon. NCBI's taxonomy places the organism in Eukaryota, Fungi, Microsporidia. Bases 1 to 1341 code for a protein of 446 amino acids. The record is from RefSeq and is a predicted model, not a curated record. Gene Ontology annotation, biological process: meiotic spindle organization; cytoplasmic microtubule organization; mitotic sister chromatid segregation. Gene Ontology annotation, molecular function: structural constituent of cytoskeleton; GTP binding.